Messenger RNA from Otolemur garnettii (small-eared galago), 1739 nucleotides. It is a transcript of the gene TASL, whose product is annotated as chromosome unknown CXorf21 homolog. The transcript has 3 exons. The record is from RefSeq and is a predicted model, not a curated record. Gene Ontology annotation, biological process: regulation of toll-like receptor signaling pathway. The coding region runs from base 376 to 1272 and encodes 298 amino acids. NCBI's taxonomy places the organism in Eukaryota, Metazoa, Chordata, Mammalia, Primates, Galagidae.
AUUCUGUGGCUUGAUGUGGGUUUUUCAGUUAUUGCCUCCUCACUUCCCGGGACUUCCCACUGCUUCUUGAGCACAAAUCAGACUUGAGCAAAAACAGCUCUUUUUCCAUGGGAUCAGUUAUAGAAAGAAAUAGCCAUGCAACAGGCAGCUUAGUCUCUUGGUCUUGUCAGUGAAAGGCUUGCGGACGUUUCUGGAAAGAGCACUGGCUGGCUUGAUCAUCUCUGUGUUUCUACAGAACCGAAGGAACAGAUUGGUUACUGAAGGUCAGCGUGAGAAGAUUGUUUCUAAGCUUGAGAAUCUUCUCAAGAAGUGAAGAGUAUUGAAGUCUGUAUUAAACAUCCGUAUCCUAACAGUCAUUUUGGAGAUAUACAAAGAAUGCUGUCAGAAGGUUAUCUCAGCGGACUUGCCUACUGGAAUGACAUUCACUGGAGCUGUGCAUCAUAUAAUGAGCAGGUGGCUGGGAAAAAGGAAGAGGAGACAAAUUCUGUUGCUGCUCUUUCCUAUUCCUCAGUGGAUGAAACCCAAGUCAGAAGUCUCUACAUGAGUUGCGAAUCAUCUGGCAAGUUUAUUUCUUCAGUGCAUUCAAGAGAGAGCCAACACAGCACACGUCAAAGAGUCACAGUGCUGCAGACAACCUCCAAUCCUGUGUUUGAAAGCCCAAACUUGGCCGCAGUUGAAACAUGUAGAGACCCCAGCAGAGAAACUUACUUGGUUCCACCUUCCUGCAAAAGUAUUUGCAAGAAUUACAAUGACCUACAUAUUGCUGGGGGCCAGGUGAUGGCCAUUAAUUCAGUGACUACAGAUUUUCCCUCCGAGAGCAGUUUUGAAUGUGGCCCUUUGCUGAAGUCAUCAGAGAUCCCUUUGCCUAUGGAGGAUUCCAUUUCCACUCAGCCCAGUGACUUUCCCCAAAAACCUAUCCAGCGGUACUCAUCCUACUGGAGAAUAACCAGCAUCAAAGAGAAAAGCAGCCUGCAAAUGCAGAAGCCUGUUUCAAAUGCAGUGUUGAAUGAGUAUCUGGAGCAGAAGGUUGUGGAGUUAUAUAAACAGUACAUUAUGGACGCCAUGUUUCAUGACAGUUCUCCUACCCAGAUUCUGGCAUCUGAACUCAUCAUGACAAGUGUGGACCAAAUCAGUCUUCAAAUGUCUAGAGAGAAGAACCUGGAAACUUCAAAAGCCAAGGAUAUAGUCAUUAGCCACCUACUACAGUUGGCGUCGACUGAAAUCAGCACUCCUAGUCUCCAUAUUUCUCAGUAUAGCAAUGUAAAUCCAUAGAGAUCAUGCUUCCAUCCCUGUCUCUCAUUUCCUCUAACCCAGAGUGACACUUCGUUCAUUUAUUCUGAGAAUGUGCAGGAGGGGUGAAGGGGAGUUAAGAAUUAGAGAAGUAAGGGUUGGCUGGAGGUCACGUGUGAAUUAAGGGGAAAUCUCAUCAUAUUACAUAUGUUGAAGGGAUGUGGGAAAAGGAGCCAUAAGGAAUGAUUUCAAAGAGAGGUUUGUAUAGCAGUGAAAUAAAAAUAAAAAUAAAAAUGAUCAAAAAAGAAAAGGUUAUAAUUCAUUCGAAGGAGUAUAGAAACCAAAAAAGGAGACAAGCCAAGGAAGAAAGAAACACACUAUGGCAAAAUUAAAAAAACAAACGUUUGGGGGUAAAGAGUUAAGAAUAUGUUUGUUACCCAAAUAAAUUCCUCCAAAUUGUUUCUCCUCAAGGGAAAUGGACUGCAGAAGGCUGCUAUAUUUGGGUAGAA